Molecule: messenger RNA, 1263 nt
Organism: Penicillium olsonii
Lineage: Eukaryota; Fungi; Ascomycota; Eurotiomycetes; Eurotiales; Aspergillaceae
Source: the annotation of a GenBank genome assembly
AUGGCGACUACGCCUUCAGCCUCGGUCUUUACUCUGCCAUUGCCAUCCUGGCUUCAACCGUCAGGAUCUCGUGUAUCUCAGUAUGAUCGCAAACGCAAGAGUGUCGAAGAUGACGGUCCCGAUGACGAAACGACUGAUGUCGCGUCGAUAGAGACUGAGCCGGGCCCAUCCUUGGUACUGACACCAAAUGAAUCUCAUCAAUACCGUAUUGCCGGCUUUCCAUUUCACCAGGAGUUGCCUCAAGGCAAAUUCCCUCAUGGACCACCCCAGGAAGAUGAGCCCAAAAGGGAGACCAAUGCACGUUCACUGGAGGCGUUGGCGGAUCUGUCCCCUCCACUCUACCCUCCUCAAACAGCCGAACAAAGCAACAUUCGCUUUCAGCAUCUCGGUGUAAUGACCGCGAUCUUGCAUCGAUGUAUGCUUCAAGGCGACUAUGUUCGAGCAGGACGAGCCUGGGGCUUAAUUCUACGAGAGAAUUACCGAGGUUCUCCAAUGGAUGUCCGUAACGAAACAAGGUGGGGCAUUGGGGCAGAGAUCUUGCUUCGACGAGGUCAGCAACCUACUUCGGCCAGCCUUACUGGCAGCAAAUCCCCAAACGCAACCAAUAGUACGCUCUCCAGUUUCACCACGGCAGGCUUUGCGCAGGCUAGGGAAUACUAUGAACGGCUUAUCCUCAACCAUCCAUACACGAAAACUUCGCCGCAAUCUAUCUCUUCUUUGCAUUUUUACCCUGCUAUGUUCGGGUUGUGGGUCUAUGUGACCCAGGAAGAAAGCAAUACAGCAAGAGAGGGUGUUGCUACACGUCUUGAGGAUGACGAUGACGAGUUCUCUGACGAUGAAUCAGAGUCCGACCUCGGGCAACAUCGACAACAACGAGGCAAGAACGCCAUCAGCUCAAUCAGAGCUCGAGAAUUAGGGCAAGCGCAGCACAUUGCUGCUCGUAUAGAUCAACUUCUGGCAUCCCCUCCAUACUCUGACUCAGCUGAACUGCUUGAACUCAGGGGAAUGAUCUCGCUGUGGAUUGGCGAUUUGUUGAUCUCGUCAAUAGCAUUGCCGGUCGAGUUUGACGACGAAUAUGAUCACGAUCCCAUGCAACUUGACGAAGCCCCAGGAUUUUUGGAAGCCAGGCGCGAGUUGAGACUUGCCACCGACAAGAAAUCAGUCGAAGUAAAGAAAUCAGCCGAGUUCUUUGAGAAGGCCCAGAAACGCGGAAAGAAUCUCGCUCGGAAUCUGGAAAGCUUUCACAUCAGAGAGUUCAGCUAG